This is a messenger RNA of Pogona vitticeps (central bearded dragon), 2343 nucleotides long. It is a transcript of the gene SHE, whose product is annotated as Src homology 2 domain containing E. Lineage: Eukaryota; Metazoa; Chordata; Lepidosauria; Squamata; Agamidae. The record is from RefSeq and is a predicted model, not a curated record. Gene Ontology annotation, molecular function: phosphotyrosine residue binding.
AUGGAAUGCAUGCAGGCUGGGGACGAUGGGAUUUGUUCCUGGUUGAAUGCUUUAAUCUUCGGACAGAGGUGGGAAGGGGGUUUCUUGGAGUUUAAAAAAAAAAGGGUGGGCAGGAAGGCAGGGAGGCAAGGAGGGGGUUCCUGGAUUGGUGUCCAAGCUGGCCCCAAUCCUAGCCAGCCCUUUACGUUACACAGCCUGGGGAAUGCCUUUCCCAUCCGUUCGGCGCUGGGCCUGCCCUUUCCAGCGUCGAGUGGCCUUCGAGUUCCAGUCCCGCCAGCUUGUCUUCUCCGUGGCCUGUUGGGGGGCUGUCUCUCAGCCCCAAAAGUUAGCCUUGGCUGGUGGCCCGGAAGGCCCUACCGUUCCCCUCCCCGAUCCGGCUUCACCUUCUCCUGCUCGGGAGCUGGCGGCCGCUGGGCCUUUCCUGCCCCGAUGGCGGCCAAGUGGUUUAAGGAGUUCCCGGCCAACCUGAAAACGGCCUCGGAACGCGCCAAGCCGGGCGGCGGGGUCAACCUCGGCAAGCUGAGCGGCGCUUCCCGAAAACCCCCGGUGCCCUCGGACGCGGGGACGGCGUCCGUGCCCGGGAAGAACCGCAAAAACUCGGCCACGGACCUGGCCGGGCCACGGACCCUGGGGAAGGAUGGAGGUGGUGGAGGCCGGCUGUCCCGGGACAAUUUCCAAGGCCUCCUGCAAGCAGCCACAGGGAAAAUGCGGAAAAAUUCUCGGGUGGACGGCCCGCCGACGGAAGAGCCGGCCCGGGGGGUCCCCAAAAGCAACCCCAGUGGGGGGACCUACAUCAACCGGCUCAUCAAAGUGGAUGCCCACGAGAAAAAUGGGAAAACCUACCCAGGGACCCUCCCGAAUCCGUCUGCAGCCCCAGAGCCAGAAAAAGCAGUCAAACAGGAGACGGUGAUUAUUCUGGAAGAUUACGCCGAUCCAUACGACGCCAAACAGACCAAAGGCCAGCGGGAGGCAGAGAGGCUGGGCGAAAACGACGGCUACAUGGAGCCUUACGACGCUCAGCAGAUGAUCACCGAGAUCCGACGGCGGGGUUCAAAGGACCCUCUGGUGAAAGCCGUCUUGCUCCUGGACGAGCCGGCCGAGGCCAAAGGAGACCCCGGCGCCAAGCGUCCGAGUGCCAAGCCGCCGCAACUCUACGACACCCCGUACGAACCGACCGAGGCCGGGCCGAAGCCCGAAGCCCGACUGCCUGUAAAUGACGAGCGGCCGCCGGCCGAGUACGAACAGCCCUGGGAGUGGAAGAAAGACCAGAUUGUCAAGGCGCUUUCAGUGCAGUUUGAUGGAUCCGAACGGCCUCUGGCAGCAGCUAAGGAGGAGACGGCGGCCCCACCGCGGCAACAGCAUUGCCGCCAAAGAAGCUGGCCCUCGAGGAUGGUGAAGCCCCAGUCGGUGGUGGGCGAGCCGGGCACGGACGGGGAGCCGGUGGAUCCUGCCCUCGCCCUGGAGAAACAGCCCUGGUUUCACGGCACAAUCACGCGGGCGGAAGCUGAGAGCCGGUUGCAGCCGUGCAAGGAAGCCGGGUUCCUCGUGCGAACCAGCGAGACAGGCACCAGCAAAUAUUCCAUCACUCUCAAGACCAGCCAGGGCUGCGUCCACAUCAUCGUGGCCCAGACGAAGGAUCACAGGUACACCCUCGACCAGACCGGCGGUCUCUUCAACAGCGUCCCCGAAGUCGUCCGGUAUUACUCUACCGAGAAACUGCCCUUCAAAGGGGCCGAGCACAUGACCCUCCGCUACCCGGUCCUCGUUCCUGGCAAAGCCCACUAGCUCACGCCCCCCCCCGGCCCGGCCUGGGAACUGGGCUGGCGGGAGGGACAGGCGUCCGCGAUGGGCGAGAAGGCACCUCUACGCCCGUGUGACUGCGCCAAAUUGGGAUCGGAUCAAGGCAACGCCCUGCCCCUUUCUUGGCUUUCCCCCCAAAUCCUAGCCGACCCCUUGUCACCUUCCGGAAGAGACAGCUGGGGUGUAACUAAGGUCGGCGGACUGGGCCGUCACCCCGGGGAUACCCCCACCCCCCAAAAUUUAGGAGGCACUGAGAUCCAGAGGAGAAUCUGUAGAUGAUGGUCAUUAGGAAACAGAAGAGGAGCGUGGCCCUACGCGCUUUGUUUUUUUCUGAAGGUAUCAAGCUGGUCUUGCUUGCGGGGGAAACAGUGGGGUGCAAUGGAGAGAUGGUUUUGCUUGCCCCCGGGGGCCAAAAACGCCUAAUUGCAGCUCCCAUUACAGUGGUGCCUCGCUUAAUGAUUGCCCCGCUCUACAACGAAAUCACUGUACGAUUAGGCUUUUGCUAUCGCAAAGCGAUGUUUCAAAUGGGGUUUUUUUGUUUAA